GGGAGCGAGAGUUUUGACACUUUGUGGGAGGGAGGGAUCUUGUGAUGUUGAAACACACCCUUCUGGAAAGACUCCCUUAUAACCGAGCUUUGAGGCUGACAGUAAAACAGAGGCUGGCACAGAGCAAGAAAGAGGUGUAUCACAGUUACAGUGGACCUGAUACUUUCAUACUACAGCUGAGCAGUGUUAUCCUUGUCAGCUUGAGGACUUUCUCUGAGUUUCACUGCACAGUAUUAGAAACUUGCCUGACCACCACUGCUGCUCACUUCCCUUCCUGUCCUGAAGUGCUUCUUCAGAGAACAGUAUGGGCCUCCAAUCAGACUCUACCCUCCAAGCUAUCCUCCUCUUUCCAAUCCACCUACUGGUGUGGCUGUACUCCGUUUUGUCCUUCCUGCCUUGGUACUUCAUCACUGGUGCCGGGGAAAGACAAGCUCAGUCCAAGCGGAUAAAAGCACGUUCAACUACAAGCAGUCCUGAGGGGCCGUAUCGCUCAGUGGACCACUUUGAUUCCCUGGCCACAGAGGAUUUCCCUGGCAAGGACACCUUGGAUAAGCUGUUCAACCAUGCCGUGCAGCGCUUUGGACAAGGAUGCUGCCUCGGCACCCGAGAUGUACUGAGCGAAGAGAAUGAGAUCCAGCCAAGUGGAAAAGUAUUUAAAAAGCUAAUCCUGGGGGAGUACAGAUGGCUCUCCUACGAUGAUGUUGACUCCAUAGUCAGCCAGUUUGGCAAUGGAUUGGCGGCUCUGGGGCAACAGCCCAAAAGCAGUAUUGCAAUCUUUUGUGAAACCAGAGCAGAGUGGAUGAUCACUGCUCAGGCAUGCUUCAGGAGAAAUUUCCCAUUGGUGACAUUCUAUGCCACUCUGGGGGAUGAAGCUAUUGCAUUUGGACUGAAUGAGACGGGAGUCACACAUCUAGUAACCAGUGUGGAACUGCUUGAGAAUAAACUGAAGAAUGUGCUUCCACUGAUCCCCAAAUUGAAGCAUGUGAUCUAUGUGGACCAGAAGAAAGUGAGCACAGACGGCUACCCAGCAGGACUGUCCAUCCACAGCAUGCAGGCUGUACAAGAGCUGGGCUCACUGCCCGAGAAUAUGGAGAGGCCGAUAGUGAAGCCUCAGCCUUCUGAUCUGGCUGUGGUGAUGUACACCAGUGGCUCUACUGGCAGACCCAAAGGAGUCAUGAUUGUUCACCGCAACCUGAUAGCAGGAAUGACUGGACAGUGUGAACGCAUCCCUGGACUUGGACCUGAUGAUACCUACAUAGCCUAUCUGCCUCUAGCUCAUGUUCUUGAAAUGACAGCCGAGAUCUCCUGCGUCACGUACGGUUGUCGGAUUGGAUACUCAUCUCCCCAGACGCUGUCGGACCAGUCCACUAAGAUAAAGAAAGGGAGUAAAGGUGAUUGCUCUGUACUCAGACCCACCCUGAUGGCAGCUGUGCCGGAAAUCAUGGAUCGCAUCAACAAGAAUGUGAUGAGCAAAGUGCAGGAAAUGAAUUUUAUCCAGAAGAAGCUGUUUACGCUGGGCUACAACUAUAAACUAGAUCAGAUAAAGAGAGGCUAUGAUGCACCUUUGUGCAAUGCCUUGUUGUUCAAGAAAGUGAAGAAACUACUAGGAGGACGAGUGAGGAUGAUGUUGUCCGGAGGCGCUCCCUUGUCCGCAGCCACUCAACGGUUUAUGAAUGUAUGUUUCUGUUGUCCCGUGGGUCAGGGCUAUGGACUCACUGAAACCUGUGGAGCAGGCACCAUCACAGAAGUUGCAGACAUUAGCACUGGUCGUGUUGGAGCUCCACUUAUCUGCUGUGAGAUCAAACUCAGGGACUGGGCUGAAGGUGGUUACACCAGCCAAGAUAAGCCGAAUCCAAGAGGAGAGAUCCUGAUAGGCGGUCCCAAUGUAACCAUGGGCUACUACAGGAAUGAAAGCAACAACCAGGACUUCUUUGUCGACGAGGAAGGACAGAGAUGGUUCUGCACCGGAGACGUAGGGGAGGUUUAUCCUGAUGGAUGUCUACAAAUAGUGGAUCGCAAGAAGGACUUGGUGAAACUGCAGGCCGGGGAGUAUGUGUCGCUCGGUAAAGUCGAGUCAGCUCUGAAAAACUGCUCUCUUAUAGACAACAUCUGUGCUUACGCAAAUAGUGAACAAAACUACGUAAUCAGCUUUGUGGUUCCCAAUCAGAAAAAGUUAACAGAAAUGGCCAAGCAGAAAGGCAUUGUGGGAACAUGGGAGGAGCUCUGCACUCACCCUGACAUGGAAAGGGAAGUUCUGAAGGAAAUAAAGGAAGUCGCUGUUAACAUUAAACUCCAACGAUUUGAGAUUCCAGUCAAAGUGCAUCUGAGCCCAGAGCCGUGGACCCCAGAGACGGGUCUGGUCACAGACGCAUUCAAGCUGAAGAGGAAAGAGCUGAAGAACCACUAUCUCCACCACAUAGAGAGAAUGUACGGGGGCAAAUAACUCCCAAUAAAGCUACCCAUAACCCUGUUACCAUGAAACCACUCUUUUUCAUCUGUAAAUAAUCCUCCGGUACCUUGUUGGAUAUUUAUGCUGUUUGUGUAGCGCAGGCGUCCAAAUGAAAGUGUCUUGAUUAAGAGAGCUAAGGCUGUAGGUAGUUGUAGCUGUUCAUCCACGUGUGCUUCUUUCUUCUUUUCGUGGUUUGAUUGUCAAAUAGAUGCACACAACUGGCAACUUUUAGCCUAUGAAGAGUGUCCAAAACCAUUUUAGCACUUGACUGCCAUCCACUCUAAUCUGUCAGCAUGAAGUUUGAAGUUGAUUAAGAGAACCACUGUCCUCCACGUGUUGCCAAUGCUUUGAUACUUUCAAUGAAGAUGCCAGCUGUAAACAUAACAGGCUUGUAAAUGCAUUUUUGUAAAGUUGGAGUCCCAUUGUUACCGUGCCUUCAGUCUGCAGUACCUGUGUAGUCAAGCAGAAAUAAGCAGGAUUUAGAUUUAGAUGAAUCGUUUACGCUUUUGUUACAAAAUGGCUCAAACUGCCAUGUAAAGUUUACGGCUUCAGGUCAAAUAUACCCAUGAGAAACAUUGACACUGAUCAAGAAGGAGGAAGAAGGUUUCUUAUGAUCAUGUCUACUUAUCCAUUUUUUUUAUUUUGACCCAUUUUUGUUUUAUUUAUGCUAUUGUUCUUGUGUCCGUUCAUUCAAAAAUAAGACCAAAAUGUGCAAACAUUUAAACUCAGGAAGAUAAGCAAAUGUUUUCUUUAUAUGAAAUAGUCAAAUAGUGGGUUGCUUGUAUGGAAGGCACCUCAAUGAUUCAUGUGGGCACCUUAUUUAUUUAAAAGCAUGCUUCUCUAAAAUGCUUAUUGGCAUCAGCUAUUUAGUGCUAGCAUACUGUCAUGCUGUUAUACCUCAGUUAACAGGUCAAUGUACAAUUUGAUAUAAGAUUAUCUGAAGCUAAGUCUUUUUUAAUAUUAUAGGAGUGUUUUCUAUGUAUUUUUCAAGUGGUGUGUUUGUGGA
Molecule: messenger RNA, 3455 nt
Organism: Cheilinus undulatus (humphead wrasse)
Lineage: Eukaryota; Metazoa; Chordata; Actinopteri; Labriformes; Labridae
Gene: acsl4a
Product: acyl-CoA synthetase long chain family member 4a
Exons: 15
Coding region: 305-2443 (712 amino acids)
Biological process (GO): long-chain fatty-acyl-CoA metabolic process; long-chain fatty acid metabolic process; neuron differentiation
Cellular component (GO): lipid droplet; plasma membrane; endoplasmic reticulum
Molecular function (GO): arachidonate-CoA ligase activity
Source: RefSeq, a predicted model, not a curated record